Eriocheir sinensis (Chinese mitten crab) is the source of this 5083-nucleotide messenger RNA. Its product is annotated as DNA repair-scaffolding protein-like. Gene Ontology annotation, cellular component: nucleoplasm; nuclear chromosome. The transcript is spliced from 15 exons. The record is from RefSeq and is a predicted model, not a curated record. The coding region runs from base 289 to 3849 and encodes 1186 amino acids. Gene Ontology annotation, biological process: double-strand break repair via homologous recombination; regulation of establishment of protein localization to chromosome. Lineage: Eukaryota; Metazoa; Arthropoda; Malacostraca; Decapoda; Varunidae.
GACCACUGACCCAGCUUCAGCAACGACAUCUGCAUGGCCUUACGCGCACUCUACAACAUAGAACUCUGUGGCCAAAAUCCAGCAGCUCGUCGCGAACCCAAACAAAAACAUGAAACCCGCCAACACUUCGUCCGUCCGGCAAGGUGUUCAUCAUGUUAGCACCUAAAAAGUUAUCGUCGAUGCACAUGUUUGUAGGAUUUAGUGAAUGAGAAGCUGUGAUGGUUGUGGAAUAAUUCCUGGCGCAAUAUACAUCAUUUGAAAUUGCAUGAGGGUCAGACCAGUGCAACUAUGGCCAAGUGGCACAACAGAGCAGCCAUCUUAGCAGAGUUCACCAAUUCAUUAUCAAAGGAGUCUGCUGGAGAAGAUUUUGCCAUCGAUUGCUCAAGCAGUGAUGAAGAGGUGCCACUUAACCCAAGAGUGCCAGUUAUCCUGUCCUCAUGUCUUUCCACCUCUACCAGGUUGCCAAAGAAGACAAAAUAUGAGAUGAAUAAGUCUGAAAGUUAUGAUUCCUUCAAAAAACAUCAACAUAACAAAGCUCAUAGUCCUUCAAGACCUUCAGAUUCAGGCCAAGAGGCACCCGCUGCCAGAAGAAAGGGACAUAUCAAGAAUCAGGAACAAGCCGAAGAGAGAACACCUGUGAGUAAAGUAUGGAGUCAUGAGAAAUUGAAUUUGUCUAAUACUGGAGGUUUUUCACCAGUCUGCACCACCCCUCUUACGAGUAAAAUUAAAAGUGAAAUAGACAUCAACGACCCAGGGAUAAUAUUUCCCUCAAGUGAAGCUACUUAUGAUGAAGCCUCAACACACAGUAGUGGAGCUUAUGCUAAUGCUUUUGAGCCUCCGUCACCAGUUCUUGGAUGGAGAAGAACUGGGGCCUGGUCUUGUUCACCACUUAUCAAGGCAAAAAAGACCAAAGUUAAAACCUGCUCCUCUGCAUCUGGUUCUCAUAAGGUGCCAAAGAGAAAGCUAGCCAUCAGUAAGACUGCCUCUGUAAAAAGGCAAAUAAUCACUGAGGAUGAAGCAGUCCAAACAAAUCUGAACUUUAAUGAAGGUAGAGAAGCAGAAAAAGAAAAUCAAAGCAAUUUAAACAUAGACUCAGUCAUUAGUGAUGUCAAUUGUAAUACAAAAACAGGGAAUCUAAAUGAAUCUCAUGGUUAUGACAGAGAAUCCAGAGUGACUCAAGAUGGAAGCCAAGGCCAAGACACAAAUUCAUACCCACUUCUGCGACCUGAAGCCUUUAAAAGUGAGCAGUCAGUGUUAAGCCAGUCAAGUGACCAUUGUAUAAGGCAAGUUGUCCUGCCAAGAUGUGAAGACCAAAGUAAUUCCACGUUUUCAAAUAGUGACUUGCAGUCAACAGCCUUGACAGAUCUCAGUCCCUUACAGGAAACACCAGAACACUGUGUUGAUCACCAAGCAUCUCAGAUCAUUGUUGUGGCAUCUGAAGGAACAGACAGUCAAGUGGACUACAACAUUGAAAUGCCUCUAACACCCAGCAAACACUCCUUGGAGGGAACAGAUGUGUCUGAGGGCAUUGAUAUAUCUGGAGCCCAAGCCUCCCAUGACUUGAGUUUACUAGAAGCAGAGGGCGGUGCAAGGUCUGGCUUUGACUGGGUGAAGCACCUUCAGACACCCCAGAAAUUAACAAACGAUGAGAAUACUGGAGAUGGCGUUGAGUCUUGCAAGAAGAAGUUAAUGAAAGAUGGCCUGGCAGAGCAACUGAAGCAUUUGCUGAUGUCCUGGAGGUCAGACAUCAGUAUGUGGAGCCAUGAGUUGUCCCUCACAACCCUUCGUGGAGCAUCUCCAAGACAGUCCUCACCUCUGCCGUGCAAUGUGCUGCACCCCACUGACGCCAUAAAGGGUGUGGUGAAACUGCAGCCUCAGGAAAAAAAAAGCGAGAUGAAGCUUCUGCAUUCUCCAGCAGUAAGAAACUUGCAAGAUUUGCUGAUAGAGAACUCUGCAUCUACACCCGGUACUCCUCCUCCUCGCAAAAUAUCCCAAAAGUACCUGGAACUAGAACUGUUAGAGGUGGGAGGGUUGUUGCCCACUAAUGCAGCAAUGUGUGAAAUUAUGGACAGCAAUGUGAAGGGCUUCCAGACGUCUAAGAGUAUAAAGACAGAAAAUGAUGAAGGAAAUGAAACGGGAGAGACUGGGAAAAAAUUUCUUGUGUUCUUUGCUCUUAGUGAACACAAUGUUACCUCUCUUUGUAAGCUUGACACUGUUAAAAUCUAUGCUCCUUGGCAAAACCUCAGUGUCCCCGGCCAUGAUGUUCCUGCACUCUUCACCUCCUGCUUCAAAUUCAGCCCAAAAGAGAAGGGACCUCCCCCCUCGCCAGCUGGUAACAGAAAAGGUGUCCUCACCUGGACCUGCAGUUGCUCAGAGAGAACAGCACCAACGUCUUUGUGCAAUGUUCAGUCUUGCUCCUUCCCUUGGGUGUCCCGUGGACAGGCUGGCCACCCUCAGCAGCCUGGCUUGGACUCAGGCUUCACCACUAUCAAGGACACACCUGAAACACCCCCGCGGAAUGGCAAGCUGAGGGCAGGCACCAUCCUUGAGGCCCUAGAGAAGUGUGGUGGUGUGUCAGCAGUGCCAGUCAGCAUCACUGUCAGGCUUCAUCGCACCAUCACUCGAAGAAAGACCUCAGCAACUGUGGAUGCCUGGGAGUUACUGGGACAAGAUGCAGCAGGUCAGUUUUGCUUAGUGAAGAUUCCAAACCGUCCCCUUGCACAGGACCUGAAGAAACCCAUCAGUGACCGGACUGACAGCAGUGCCACCCACACCUUCACCCACCUCACCAUGGCUCAGCGGCUCACCAACACCCAGGACCCUGGGCUGUUUUCUCUGAUCAGCUCCCUGCAUAAAUCUUACCAGAGCACUGUUUUGAGGGACUCUCAGCUACAGCCACUCUUCCAUGACCUGGCAUCCCGUCCCCCUCAGACUUGUUGUUAUGUCUUGAUAGCCAGCCUUGGAGUGACCAAAGUGCUGCAUAAUGAAGAGCAGGUCACACUUCCCAUCAGGCUCCCCCAGUGGUCCCUGCAAGAGGCUCAUACAGUGGUGUGUGAUGGCCAGCGGGGCAGCAUUAGUGUAUAUGCACUGUACAAGUCUGGCUCCAGCCUUUAUGUCAUGUGUCCCACGUCCUGUCAGAAAAUGAGUCCCACCUUAUUCAGUAGAGAGAAGGGAACUGGAAGCAGUUGCAAGGAGGACUCACAAUCACAAGUGAACAUAUUGACUCGCAGAGUUCAGUUAAUGGGAGCUACCUUACCACCCUGGAUUCCAGAGAGUGGCACUGUAAUGGUGACUGUCCUACUAAAGGAUGUUGUUGUAUGGCAUGGGAAUGUGGUUGUGGACGAAUACAGCUCCAUAGAGCUACAGAAGGAGGCCAGAACAACAGUUGAUGUGUUAUCCCUGAAGGAGGUCCUUUCCCCUUUGUCAAGGCUGUCUCAGCAGGACUGUCUCACCCUUGUGUCAGGAACCAUAAUCAAUGUAGAUAAGGAAAAUGCUUUCAUCUACUUGACGUGUGGAAACUGUAUGAGUGACAAGGUGCAAGAAGUAGAGGGUGGCUUGGUGGACUGUUCAUGGUGUGACGGGAGAUCAACUCUUCCAAGCAGAACUUACUCCUUAGAGGUGUGGCUUGACUGUGGUCCUGAUCUUCAGCAUGCUGUUGUCAAGGUGAAGCUGUCUCAGAAAACUAUAGAGAAGCUGCUGUCAACCACUUCUGAGCCACAGGAAGAGGAGUACAGUCCUACCCCCUUGCUUGGCCGCCAGGUGGGACCCAUGGUAUGUGUGUUGCUGCAAAUGGAGCACCCCUCUCGCUUCUCUGCUUGCACCUCCAAGCUGGCUGAAUUGCCUCACUAGCAAGCCACGGUAUAACUCCCAGUGCCACUGCCACCGCCAGCCCCCUUGCCAAGACCUCCCUGGCUGGUGCCGGUGCCAAGACCGAGGUCACCAAGCCUGGCCAGCACAAGCCCAAGCCUCUCAACAACAUUCCCAACAGCCACAUGCAGGAGGCUGCUGCUGCCACCACUGACUGGGCAGAGUCCAGGGCAGUAACUCCCUCAGCCCCACCAACUUGAGGACCAGGGGAGAGAGCUCUGCCCUGGGUUUGGUUGACCCAUUAGCCAUGCAAUAUUGUGCAAUUUUACACAACGAAGCAUACAAGUUGUGUCAAGAUGGUGACAUUAGCCAAAUGGCCUGACAAAUUGUUGCGCGGUGAGUUGUGCGGGACGGGGGGUAGUGUUUGUAAACAAGGGAGUCGUCAUAGUUAUGUGAGUGUGGCCAGGGUCACCUCUGCUUAUGAGAUUCUAUGAAUAUUUCUUUCAACGUUGAUUGCUGUUUCUUGCAAAUGGUCACCUGUAAGAGCUGCUGAGAGAAUAUUGUGAGGGUGCUGUUGGUGGUGGCAGGGCCCGAGAGAGGGGGGGGGGGUGAGCUGGUAUCUCAGCACCAGGGCCCGGCCUCAUAGGGGGCCCGGCCGCCCAGGCAGAUGUGUGUAAAUUAAGAUACUAUGUGGCACUGGGUGGUGGUAGCCAGUUUUGUCUCACUCAGCUGAUCUACAGUCCAGUUUGCCUCAUCCCCCCCCAAACCUGUGGGGAGUUGCAUGGCUAACAGGUGAACCAAACAUGCCCCUGGGUACCAACUAGCUUAUUCCUCAAAGGUCAAUGCAUAUAAUUUUGCAGAGUUGUUUCACUUCAAUUACAAUGGUCCCAAUUAGCUUCAGAUAGCCCCAUUAUUUUUAGUUAAAAACUCCUGACAAAUAGGACAUAUUACAAUGGUCCCAAUUAGCUUCAGAUAGCCCCAUUAUUUUUAGUUAAAAACUCCUGACAAAUAGGACAUAUUACAAUGGUCCCAAUUAGCUGCAGACAGCUUCAUUAUUUUUAAUUAAAAACUCUUGACAUACAGGACAUGUGUAAGGUGCCUCUGUAAUUUUUUUUUCACACAUGCCUUGGCCUUAUUAUGUCUGGCAAAGAAGUUUAAUAAUACCUAAAAACUGAAAAAUAGGACAUAACAGAGAUCUGUGAUUUUCAGGAAUUCAUACUUUGUCAAAGGAACAAUAAAAUUGUAAAACCUUGUAUAUAUUUUGAAGAUGAUAUAU